AUGGACACCAGCAGGAAGAAGAAGCAGAACUCUAGUAAAAGAAAUAACGGGACAAGUCCCACAACUUCAACUCAAAAGAGUUUUGGAGCCAACAAGCUAGAAAUCGGUGAAAAUAAUGCUUCACGUUUAAUUGGUAGCAUUAUUGAAAAGGGUAUUUCUGAAACCCAACAAAACAAGCCUACUCCACCUCCUCAACUCACCGUUUUGCCUUUCCCUGUUGCUCGCCACCGUUCCCAUGGUCCCCAUUGGGGUCCGAUAAGUAGUAGAAAUUAUGGUAAUGAUGAUAAUGAGGAUGGCGAGAAGGAUGAUGGUGAAGAAGAUGAUGAUUCUGUUUACUUUAAUCCAAUAUCAGCUUUUGCGCAUCCUGUAAAGAGGAAGCAGAAAAAGGGUUUGGAUCUUAGCCGGUGGAGAGAGUUGCUACCCAGUGAUAAUUCAUUGGAGAUUGAUGAGGUGGACAAAAAUAGGGCUGGAUUCAAGAAAACAGGAAAAUAUACGAAGGAUGGAGUGGAGAAGAAAAAGUUACUAACUGACCAAACUCGAGCUAGUGAGUUUCCGAUGGAAGCGGAUGUAGAAGCGGAUUUAAGUUCUCCUAUGCCUCCAGCUAAAGUGAAAGAGUCUGUUACUUAUGUAGCUGGCAUGGAAAUAGAUAAUCAUGCAUUAUCAGAGAUGCUAAAGAAGCGAGAGAAGCUCAAUUCAACUGUAGUUUCUAGCUCUGGUUACAAUAGUUAUGGGAAUGAACAAGGAUCUGAGUCUCUUGAGAGUGAGAUUGAUGCAGAAAAUAUUUCCCGGUUGCAAAGCAUGUCAACUGAAGAGAUUGCAGAAGCACAGGCUGAGAUAAUGGAGAAGAUGAACCCUGAGUUGCUGAACUUGCUUAAAAAACGUGGCAAAGAAAAAUUGAAGAAAAAUGUCUCAAGGUCAGAUGAGGCUGUCACUAGUCAAGUAGAUAAUAUCCCAAUCAAGAAUCGCUUGCUCAAACACUCAGAUAGUUCUCCUCAUGUAGUGAGUGGAAGGCCUGAGAUGAUGACAGCGAAUAUAUCAAAAGACAUGAAGAGUGGGCUAGAUAACAAUGCGGUGCAUAAUUUAGGCACAACUGGUGGCAGUUUGUGGAAUGCUUGGAGUGAGAGGGUUGAAGCAGUUAGAGGAUUAAGGUUUUCUUUUACGGGGACUGUUAUUGCAGAUGAACCUGAGACUGGUAAUAUAUCCAGUGACGAUGGGUAUAGUGCUGAUAAUGUUGCUGAACGUGACUUUUUGCGGACUGAGGGAGACCCGGGUGCAGUGGGAUAUACAAUCAAAGAAGCAGUACAACUUACUAGAAGUGUGAUUCCGGCACAACGGGCUCUUGCAUUGCAUCUUCUUGCCUCUGUGCUUGAUAAUGCGAUACAUAGUAUUCAACAAAAUCAAGUUAGAUCUACUGUGAGAAAUGCUGAUCAAGUUGCCAAGUCAAAUGAUUGGGAGGCUAUUUGGGCUUUUGCACUUGGCCCUGAACCUGAGCUUGUUUUAGCAUUGAGGAUGUGUCUCGAUGAUAAUCACCAUUCAGUAGUUUUAGCUUGCGUGAAAGUUAUUCGGUCUGUACUCAGUUGUGAUUUGAAUGAGAAUUUCUUCGAAAUUUCUGAGAAAGUAGCUACUUAUGAGCAGGAUAUCUUCACUGCCCCUGUUUUCCGAAGCAAACCAGACAUUGACAAUGGUUUUCUUCAUGGUGGUUUCUGGAAGUAUAAUGCUAAACCUUCUAAUAUUCUGGCUUUUGCCGAGGAUAUCGUUGAUGAUGAGAUUGAAGGGAAACACACAAUUCAGGAUGAUAUUGCUGUUGCUGGUCAGGAUUUUGCUGCAGGUUUGGUAAGGAUGGGAAUCCUUCCUAGGAUGCGCUGUCUUCUGAAGGCUGACCCUACUGCUGCUUUGGAAGACUCUGUAAUUUCCAUACUUAUUGGUAUAGCAAGGCACUCCCCAACUUGUGCAAAUGCAAUUAUGAAGUGCCAAAAGCUUGUCCAUACGGUUGUCCACAGGUUCACUUUGGGAGAUAAUAUAGAAGCUCAUCCUUCUAAGAUAAAAUCUGUUAGCCUUUUGAAGGUGUUGGCUCAAUCUGACAAGAGGAAUUGCACAGAGUUAAUAAAGAAUGGGUCUGUUCAGGCUAUGAUGUGCCAUCUUUAUCGAUAUACUUCCUCCCUUGAUUACUGGCUAAAAUCUGGGAAGGAGAUAUGUAAACUAUCAUCAGCUUUGAUGGUUGAAGAACUACGUCUUUGGAAGGUCUGCAUUCAUUAUGGAUGCUGUAUAGCAUGCUUUUCAGAUAUCUUCCCUGCAUUAUGCUUGUGGUUGAAUCCACCUACAUUCAUGAAACUUCAAGAGAACAAUGUUCUUGGUGAAUUUGCUUCUGUCUCUAAGGAGGCAUACCUUGUCUUGGAGGCUUUGGCUAGAAAACUUCCAAAUUUCUUUAUGCAGAAGUAUGCAAGCAAUCAGAUGUUAGAUUAUGGUGGCGAUGAACAGGAAACUUGGUCUUGGAGUUUCGUUACUCCGAUGGUUGAUUUAGCUCUAAAGUGGAUAGCAUCCAUGAGUGAUCCAUACAUCUCUAAAAUCUUUGAGUGGGUGAAAGGAAUUAGGAGUGAUCUGGUUUUUCAAGAUUCAUCUGUUAGUUCCUUGCUGUGGGUCUAUUCAGCUGUCUUGCAUAUGCUUUCCACAUUGCUUGAGAGAGUGAUCCCAGAGGAUGCCUUGAGACUCCAAGGAAGUGGUCAGCACGUGCCAUGGUUGCCAGAAUUUGUUCCUAAGAUUGGACUUGAAAUUGUUAAAAAUGGGUUUUUGAGUUUCAUUGAUGAACUGUGCCAUUUGAGACAACAUAGUAAAAAUGAAACGUCAUUAGCUUCUGUUUGUUGCCUUCAUGGGCUAAUCCGGGCUUUUGUAUCCAUUGAUAAUUUGAUCCAAUUAGCUAAGAGUGGGAUCCAUAGUCCUCCUUCCCAAGAAUACAGAUUCUCAGGAGAAGCAAAAAUACUCGAGGAUGGGAUACUAAAGAGUUCUCUGGUGGAAUUGAAAUGCACGCUUAAUCUUUUUAUGAAAUUUGUGGCAUCAGAAUGGCACUCUGUGCAGUCAAUUGAGACUUUUGGUAGAGGAGGACCAACUCCAGGGGUAGGAAUUGGUUGGGGUGCCUCUGGUGGAGGAUUUUGGUCCAUGACUGUUUUGUUGGCUCAAACAGAUGCAAGAUUGCUAAUUGGCAUGCUUGAAAUUUUUCAGAAGUUGUCUCGCACAGAAGCCCCAACUGAUGAAGAAAUGGAGUUCACUAUGCACAUGAUCACUUCUCUAUUAGGAGUUUUCCUAUCAAUUGGACCAAGGGAUAAGGUUGUUAUGGAGAAGGCCUUAGAUAUUUUGCUUGAUAUCCCUAUUCUUAAGUAUCUUGACUUCUAUACACACAGAUUUCUACAAUCAAAUGAGAGAGUGGAACUCUUUGGAUGGGAACAUAAAGAAGAGGACUAUGUGUUCUUUAGUAACACAUUGGCUUCUCACUUUAAGAAUAGAUGGUUGUCUGUGAAGAGGAAAUCGAAAGCCACAACAGAGGACAAUAGAACUUCUCAGAAGGGAAAAUCAUCCCUGGAAACCAUACAUGAGGAUUUGGACAUAUCAGCUAUGACAAGGCAAGAUGAUUACUUAACUUCUUUGGCAGCAGAGUGGGCUCACCAGAGACUGCCACUUCCCAUGCAUUGGUUUCUUAGUCCAGUUGCAACCAUCUCCAAUAACAAACAGGGUUGUCUUCAAAGUGUUUCUGAUACAUGGAAUCUUACCAAGGACCCCCAUGAUACACUUGAAGUUGUUAAAGGUGGGCUUUUCUUUCUACUAGGGCUGGAAGCCAUGUCCACUUUCCUGCCCACUGAUUCCCCCUCUCCUGUUCGCUGUGUACCUCUAAUUUGGAAGUUGCAUUCUCUAUCUGCCAUACUACUUCUUGGAAUGGGCGUGCUUGAGGAUGACAAGAGUAGGGAUGUUUAUGAAGCCUUGCAAGACAUCUAUGGUCAGCUUCUUGAUGAAUCAAGAUCUAUUAGAAAUGCUGAACAUGUUUUGGAGGAUAACAUGAAUGUACUGCCAGAAAUUGGGAAGAAAUCUACCUGGGAGUUUUUGAGGUUUCAAUCAGAGGUUCAUGAGAGUUAUUCUACAUUUCUUGAAACUCUUGUGGAGCAGUUUGCUGCUAUAUCCUAUGGUGAUAUGCUUUUUGGCCGGCAAGUUGCUGUAUAUUUGCAUCGUUGCACUGAAGCUCCUGCGAGACUUGCUGCCUGGAAUGCACUGGCCAAUGCUCAUAUUCUUGAAAUUCUACCACCUUUGGAGAAAUGCUUUGCUGGGGCAGAAGGAUACCUUGAACCUGUUGAGGAUAAUGAAGGCAUUUUGGAAGCUUAUGUCAAAGCAUGGGUUUCUGGUUCUCUUGACAGAGCUGCAACUCGAGGAUCAAUGGCAUAUACCCUGGUUCUACAUCACCUUUCAUCUUUCAUUUUCCUGAUUCAUGCUAGUGACAAGAUAACGCUGAGAAAUAAGCUUGCAAAGUCACUUUUGCGAGACUACUCCAAGAAGCAGAGACAUGAGGGAAUGAUGUUGGAAUUGGUUCGGUACUACAAGCCAUUGACAUCUCACUUGCCUGAGAAGCAAGAAGGCUUGUCGCUACAGGUUAGGAAUAUUGAGAUAAGGUUUGAAGUACUUGUGGAAGCUUGCGAUAGAGAUUCCUCUCUUUUGAUUGAGGUGGAGAAAUUAAAAUCCGCUUUUGUAAAGAAAAAGUUUGACGAUUGA
Dovyalis caffra is the source of this 4749-nucleotide messenger RNA. The record is from the annotation of a GenBank genome assembly. Lineage: Eukaryota; Viridiplantae; Streptophyta; Magnoliopsida; Malpighiales; Salicaceae.